GUAGUAAAAGCUACGUGUAUUACAUUGAAAAAUUAAUAGCAAAUUAAGUUAACUGAAAAUCAUAAUUUGUUAUCAAAUUUUUUUUUGAAGUGUAAGGCUAGAGGAAAUGAACUGCAAACUUUUUGAAAGUAUUAUGUAUACAACUAUGUGUAUUAACUAAAAGGCUUUUUAUCUCAACUUAAAAACCUUAAUUAAUUGAAUGUUAUUAAUUGGUCAAUUGCGGACCACGAAAUUAGUGAAAUUAACUAAAAGUUUCAAAUGCAUUUGUACAAGGCUCGGAAAAAUAUAUGAAAGCAUAUAAAUCCAAUCCCUAUUUAUGAUCAACUCUCUAUCUGGAAGGUGCAUUUUCAAUUUUUGAAAUUUCAUGAUGGAUUUUGUUAAAGAGUUAUAAAUCCUUUUGGAUAGAAUAAUCACUUGCAAUAACAAGUAGGUCCUGCACAUACCAUCGGUUUUCAUGUGAAACCUAGAAAAUUUGUAAUCAUUAUUUUACGACUACAAAUUGUUGUACACUAUGAGCUUUUGAUUCCAGGGCAAACCAUCACAGGAGAUUUAUUGAUGGAAACUACAACAAAAGAACCCCUCCACUAAGGCAACGCCUACAGCACCAUAAAAGCAUAGAAAGUUCCAGUAAUUUACUGACAAUCAUUUAAACUACACCUUUUUCCAAAAUAAUAUAAAGGCAUUCCCUCUUAAUAAGAAUUUUUUUAAAAAAUGGCUGAAAUGUUAAUGAUGAGCAAAGUUUCAAGUGACGAAGAAACAUCAUCAGUUGUGUCAAAUAAAGUUACCAUUGUUGGAUGUGGUCAAGUUGGAAUGGCAUGCGCCUUCUCUUUAUUAUCCAUGAAUGUUACUGGCAAUGUUGUCUUGACAGACAUAGAUGCCAAAAAAUUGAAAGGUGAAGUUAUGGACCUUCAGCAAGGAAGUGCUUAUAUCCCAGGGUGUAAAAUAAAUGGAGGAUCAGAUUAUGAAAUAACAAAGGACUCAACGAUUUGCGUAAUUACUGCCGGUGCCAGGCAGAAGGAGGGACAAACUCGGAUAGAUCUUGUCAAUCAGAAUGUAGGACUUUUAAAGCAUAUCAUUCCCAACUUGCUCAAGUACAGCCCAAAUGCAAUAAUUUUAUUGGUGACAAAUCCAGUCGACGUUUUAACUUAUGUUGCAUGGAAGAUCAGCGGCAGACCUUUAGGUACUGUAAUAGGUUCAGGGACAAGUCUUGAUACAGCCAGAUUGAAGUAUUUAAUUUCUGAAAAGGUCGGCAUUAAUACUCAAGCCAUUCAUGUUUGGAUUAUUGGAGAACAUGGGGAUAGUAGUGUUCCAACUUGGUCGAAUCUUCAAGUUGCUGGGGUAAACUUGAAAGAUCUCAGCGAUACUUCAGGCCUGAAAAACACCGAGAAACUUAAUGAACUGCAUUUUAAUGUAGUUAACAGUGCGUACGAAAUUAUAAAUCUUAAAGGAUACACUUCCUGGGCAAUCGGACUGAACAUAGCCGACAUCUGUAAAUCAAUAUUGCACGACACUAAAAACGUUCAUGCUGUGUCUACACUAGUAAAAGGUUUUCACGGUGUCAACGAGGAGGUUUUCAUGUCUUUGCCAUGCGUUCUUGGAAAGGGAGGAAUUUCACAUAUAAUCCCGUUAAAUAUCAGCGACAAUGAAGAAGAUGCUUUCGUCAAAGCAGCGAUGAAGUUGUGUGAAGUCCAAGAAAGUGUCGCACUUUAAAAAAAAAUCUUAAUAUAUUUUAGAAUAUACUGUUACAUUAACCUGCAGAGGGUGUAUUUAUGAAAAUAACAAAAUUU
Molecule: messenger RNA, 1787 nt
Organism: Cimex lectularius (bed bug)
Lineage: Eukaryota; Metazoa; Arthropoda; Insecta; Hemiptera; Cimicidae
Product: L-lactate dehydrogenase A chain
Exons: 9
Coding region: 712-1710 (332 amino acids)
Biological process (GO): carboxylic acid metabolic process
Cellular component (GO): cytoplasm
Molecular function (GO): L-lactate dehydrogenase (NAD+) activity
Source: RefSeq, a predicted model, not a curated record